Molecule: messenger RNA, 1703 nt
Organism: Anoplophora glabripennis (Asian longhorned beetle)
Lineage: Eukaryota; Metazoa; Arthropoda; Insecta; Coleoptera; Cerambycidae
Gene: P58IPK
Product: dnaJ homolog subfamily C member 3
Exons: 5
Coding region: 1-1476 (491 amino acids)
Biological process (GO): protein folding in endoplasmic reticulum
Cellular component (GO): endoplasmic reticulum
Molecular function (GO): protein-folding chaperone binding; misfolded protein binding
Source: RefSeq, a predicted model, not a curated record
AUGGAAUUUUUACAUAAAAACACUUGUUUAAAAUUAACGCCUUAUUUAUUUGUAUUAGUUUUAGAAUUAAUAUUGGAAGUAUCAGAAUGUGCAACUCAGGCAGAAAUUGAAAGGCAUUUAGAAUUAGGUAAACAAUAUUUAGCGAAGGGCCAGUUGGGAGAUGCAUUAAGUCAUUAUCAUUCUGCAGUUGAGGGUGAUCCUAACAAUUACCUCACUUAUUUUAAGAGAGGAACUGUAUAUUUAGCUUUAGGUAAAGCUAAAAAUGCUUUAAGUGAUUUAGAUCGAGUAUUAGAAUUGAAACCAGACUUUACUGCUGCCAGAAUUAGUAGAGGAAAUAUACAUUUAAAACAAGCAAAUUAUGAUUUAGCACAAUUAGAUUUUUAUAAUGUAAUAAAAGUGGAUCCUUAUAAUGUUGAUGCAAAUGAGUUGAUCCAAAAAAUUGAUCCUGCCAAGGAAAGAAAACGUAGUGCUGAAUAUUAUUAUGGUCAUAAUGAUUACCCAACUGCAAUCCAUUAUUUAUCUGAAGUAUUAGAGGUAAGCCCAUGGGCUGCCGAACUCUAUGAUUUUCGUGCGGAAUUACAUAUGUUAAAUGGAGAUGAAAUGUCUGCAAUAACUGAUAUUAAGUCGACUACAAAGCUUCAAAGUGACAAUGUUGAUGGUUUCUUUAAACUUGCAAAACUCUUAUAUAAAUCAGGUCAGGCCACAGAAGCUUUAAAAUCUGUUCGGGAGUGUCUUAAAUUAGACCCUGAACACAAGGAUUGUUUCCCUUUUUAUAAAAGGAUUAAAAAAAUUGAAAAAUUUUUAGUUGAAGCCGAAACUGCCUUAGAAAAUAAAAAUUACGCUGAUUGUAUAGACUCGGCCAAGAAAGUAUUGAAGAAUGAAAGGGAUAUAACUAAUAUUAUUUAUGAAGCUAAAAGAUUGUUAUGCUCAUGUUAUUCAAAUGAUGAACAAUCGGAAGAAGCAAUUUCUGUUUGUACUGAAGCGUUAGCAAUUAAUGAUGACCCAAAUAUUUAUUGUGAUAGAGCAGAGGCUUACUUACAGUCGGAGAUGUAUGAUGAUGCUAUUCGAGAUUAUAAAUCAGCUUUGGAGAUAGACUCCCAUUUUGAGAGAGCGAAAGAAGGUUUGAAUAAGGCUGAAAAUAGACAAAAACAAUCAGAAAGGAGAGAUUAUUAUAAAAUUCUAGAUGUUAAAAGAUCAGCAUCAAAAAAAGAAAUUACAAAAGCUUAUAGAAAGAUGGCUCAAAAGUGGCAUCCUGACAACUAUCAAAAUGAUGAAAAAAUGAAGAAAAUUGCAGAAAAAAAAUUUAUAGAUAUUGCUGCAGCGAAAGAGGUUUUAACUGAUGAUGAGAAAAGAAAACAAUAUGAUAAUGGUGAAGAUCCCUUGGACCCCGAGUCAGGUAGAGGAGGAAUGCCAAACUUUCAUCAUUUCCAGUCUUUCCAUGGCAGUCCUUUCCAAUUUAAAUUCCAUUUUAAUUAAAAUUUUCUAAUGAAUAUUGUGACGGACAAUUUACAUCAAAGAAAUUUUCUAUACAAAUGUACAGUAUGUCUUCAUGCAAUGUCAGGUUACUAAACUGGUGAAACUCAGGAUGUAUGUUAGAAAUAGAAUCUUGCAUUUUGUUAUGUACUGGAUAGCAGUGGCAGCUCGUGACAUUGAGAAUAGGUGAAGCAUCUUUAUUCAUUGACUAUAUAGAAAUAAAAAAGCGC